Messenger RNA from Suillus plorans, 630 nucleotides. RefSeq lists its product as uncharacterized. The transcript is spliced from 3 exons. The record is from RefSeq and is a predicted model, not a curated record. Lineage: Eukaryota; Fungi; Basidiomycota; Agaricomycetes; Boletales; Suillaceae. The annotation marks the transcript as partial.
AAAAUCCCACCAGACACAAAACCUCUUGCUUUCAUUUUAUAUGCCGACAAAGCAAAAUUGUCAUCAUUUGGUCGCACGAAAGGCUACCCUGUAGUCGCUCGCUGUGCUAAUCUUCCUAUUACGAUUCACAAUGGAGAAGGCUUGGAUGGGGGGCACGUUGUUGGUUGGCUGCCUAUUGUAAAGGAAGAUAAGAAACAUUUAGGAAAGCCCGCCUUUGUCAACUUCAAGAAUGUGGUAUGGCACACCUCAUUUCUGAAGAUUCUUGACUGUCUGGUGCCGCUAUCGAGGUUUGGUUCUUCCGUCAAAUGCUGGGAUGAUCUUAUUCGCGUCUUCUAUCUAAUUGUACUAAUACUAUCUGCAGACUAUGAAGAACAGGCUGUAAUGGCAUUGAUUUGUGGUUUGAUGGGCAAAUUUCCUUGUCCUAUCUGUCUAAUACCUCGUGAUGAGCUUUCAAAUACUCUCAAGGUAUAUCCUCUCCGCACAUGCACAGGAACUAAGGAAUUACUUGCUCGAGCACGAGAAUCUACUACAUUGGAGGCAAGAGAGCAGAUCUUGAGUUCCCAGAGCCUCCGUGAUGUCAACAUAAGUCUCGCUCUUAUCCUUAGGUUUAUCUUACUCAGUCUAUUAUGA